UUUACUGUUAUUAUGAAUCAAGAUGAACUGUAGAAAUGUUAUUAUAUUCAUUUUAUGUGAAAUAUGUUUAUCUAUAGCACAUGUAAGCGAUCCCACACUCGUUACUUUACCAGAGGGCCAAAUAAAGGGUCAAGAGUUACUCUCCCCGAAAGGCAUCGUUUAUUAUGGGUUUCAACAAAUCCCAUAUGCAGCGCCACCUGUCGGUGAAUUAAGAUUUAAGCCACCCAAGAAGCACCAGAAAUGGACUGGAGUAUUGGAUACUACGAAAAACACAAAAAUUUGUUACAAAAUAAAUUCUUACGAGAUUGCAAAUACAACGCAAACUGAGGACUGUUUAUACCUGAAUGUUUUCACUCCUUUGAAACCAGGAGAUUCGUCAAAAACUCCAUUAGGGGUAAUAGUAUGGAUACAUGGGGGUGGAUUUGAAGAUGGGUCUGGUGUAGUUCAAGAAUACAAACCGCAAUUCUAUGUGGAACACAACAUCGUUGUCGUCACAAUGAACUACCGACUGUCUGUUUUAGGAUUCCUUACCACUGGAGAUGGGGUCAUACCAGCAAAUUUGGGGAUGAAAGAUCAACAUUUUGCCUUAAAAUGGGUCAAGAAGAACAUUCAUUUGUUCGGUGGAGACCCUGAAAAAAUAACAAUUUCGGGCGAGAGUUCCGGAGCAGCAGCUGUGGGACUACAUUUAAUAAGCCCAAAAAACAGAGGACUCUUCAGAGCCGCCAUUUUGCAAAGUGGUACUGCGAUAGCAAGAUGGACACGUCAAGAUUACGCUAGGUUUUACGCCUUCGAAUUGGGACGAAGUCUGGACCCAAAUUUCGAUUCUUUCGAACCAGAGGAAUUACUCAAGUUGUUGCAAAAUACUCCAGCUUCCAAAUUGAUCAAUAAUUCCGUUACUACUGCACCAGGAAAGCAAACUUCAUUGAUCGAAGGUGAAGGUGAAAUAUGGUUGCCUGUGAUAGAAAACCCUCAUCUAGAAGGAGCAUUCUUGACGACUUCUUUUUAUAAACCUUUUACUACAGGACAUAUAAACCAAGUACCUAUACUCAUUGGCUUCAAUUCUGAGGAAUAUUUACUAGGUGCUUUAGAACCUAAUGCACCCGAGAAUCGGGCGAAAUAUUUUGACAAAGACUUGUCUAGUCUCAUUGGAAAUAAAUAUAAUAUGACUAAAGAAAACAAAGUGACUGCUGGUCGGAAACUCAGACAAAUUUACACUGACCGAACAUUUCAAGAGGACAUCCCAGCAGUGAUCAAGUUUACUAGCGAUGAAGUAUUUACAACGCCCACCAUUAGACAUGCUAAGCUGCAGUCGAGCUAUACUGAUGUUUAUCUAUACCAGUUUUCCUACAAGGGUAAAAUGGGAGGCUUAAACGGGAUGCAAGUUGCAGGUGUGACAGGUGUUGGUCACGCUGAAGAAUUAGGAUAUUUAUGGGACGCACCGCUUUCUUCUGAUGGUUCGCCCGAUGAUCCGCAAGAUUUGGUAACCCGGCAGCGUUUACUAACCUUAUGGACGAACUUCGUUAAGUACUUGAAUCCAACUCCUAAAAGAGACAGUCUUCUGAAUAACGUUGUAUGGGAAAAACUAACUCGGAACAAUUUGGUGUAUUUGGAUAUCAACAAAACGCUGGAGAUGAAGAGGAAUCCGAAGGAGUAUCUCAAAUGGGAGAAAGUUUUAGAUACUUAUGCCAUACCACCACUAUCUAAUUAUUGAUUUUAUAAUUUUAAGGAUAAAAAAUUGUAAAUAUAAAUAUAAAUCGUUUUAGUUGAUAA
Anoplophora glabripennis (Asian longhorned beetle) is the source of this 1770-nucleotide messenger RNA. Its product is annotated as cholinesterase 1. Bases 23 to 1711 code for a protein of 562 amino acids. The record is from RefSeq and is a predicted model, not a curated record. The transcript has 11 exons. NCBI's taxonomy places the organism in Eukaryota, Metazoa, Arthropoda, Insecta, Coleoptera, Cerambycidae.